CCCUCUUUAUGCCCAGAGUUGCUUUCCAAUCCCAUGGAGUGUCCCCAAACCUAACCAUAUCCACUGAUUCCACCAGGUGUUCCUGAGGAGACAACUGCUGAGGACUCCAUAUUCUGCUGACUAUUUUUCUACAUCUCACAAGGAGUGAGCUACCACCAUGAAAUUCUUCUUUUAUUUGGGUGUCCUUGCUGGGACACACUUCUUUGCUUACUCAUAUGUGCAGAAAGAAGAUCCUUCUCCCUAUGUAGUAUACCUCAAGUCUCAUUUCAACCCCUGUGUGGGUGUUCUAAUCAAAAUCAACUGGGUGCUAGCCCCAGCUCACUGCUAUUUAUCAAAUCUGAAAGUGAUGCUGGGAAACUUCAGGAACAGAAUCAGAGAUGGCACAGAACAGACAAUUACCCCCACCCAGGUCAUCCGCUACUGGAACUAUAGUCACAGUCCCCCACAGGAUGACAUCAUGCUCAUUAAGCUGGCUAAGCCUGCCGUCCUCAACUCCAAAGUCCAGCUCAUUCCCCUUGCCACCAAGGAUGUCCAGCCAGGCACUGUCUGUCUACUUUCAGGUUUGGACUGGAGCCAAGAAAACAGUGGCCGACACCCUGACUUGCGGCAAAAUCUGGAGGCCCCUGUGAUGACUGAUAAAGACUGCCAGAAAACAGAACAAGGAAAAGCCCACAGGAACUCCUUAUGUGUGAAAUUUGUGAAAGCACUCAACCGAGUUUUUGGGGAGGUGGCCGUUGCUACUGUCAUCUGCAAAAACAAGCUCCAAGGAAUUGAAGUUGGACACUUCAUGGGAGGAGAUGUUGGCAUCUACACAAAUGUUUACAAAUAUAUAUCCUGGAUUGAGAACAACACUAAGGACAAGUGAGAUCCUAUUUCUCCCUCUGCAGUCCACUGGUUCUCAAGCCAAUACUCCACAAACCAACAUGUUCCCUUAGCUCAAAAUAAAAUCUCCAAAUAAAAACCUUUG
This is a messenger RNA of Carlito syrichta (Philippine tarsier), 967 nucleotides long. It is a transcript of the gene PRSS37, whose product is annotated as protease, serine 37. The record is from RefSeq and is a predicted model, not a curated record. The transcript has 5 exons. NCBI's taxonomy places the organism in Eukaryota, Metazoa, Chordata, Mammalia, Primates, Tarsiidae. The coding region runs from base 158 to 865 and encodes 235 amino acids. Gene Ontology annotation, biological process: proteolysis; positive regulation of acrosome reaction. Gene Ontology annotation, molecular function: serine-type endopeptidase activity. Gene Ontology annotation, cellular component: acrosomal vesicle.